Phoenix dactylifera (date palm) is the source of this 1197-nucleotide messenger RNA. It is a transcript of the gene ETFBETA, whose product is annotated as electron transfer flavoprotein beta. Lineage: Eukaryota; Viridiplantae; Streptophyta; Magnoliopsida; Arecales; Arecaceae. Gene Ontology annotation, molecular function: electron transfer activity. Gene Ontology annotation, biological process: amino acid catabolic process; fatty acid beta-oxidation using acyl-CoA dehydrogenase. Gene Ontology annotation, cellular component: mitochondrion. The record is from RefSeq and is a predicted model, not a curated record.
GAGAAGGAGAUCAUUAGGGAAUAGACUGCACAGUAACUGCCGGAGAACGGAAGGGCGUAGCAGCGAUGAAGAUCCUGGUCGCCGUCAAGCGGGUCGUCGACUACGCCGUCAAGGUCCGCGUUAAGCCCGACAAGAGCGGGGUGGAGACGAGCAACGUGAAGAUGUCGAUGAACCCCUUCUGCGAGAUCGCGCUGGAGGAGGCCCUCCGCAUCCGGGAGUCUGGCGCCGCCGACGAGGUCGUCGCCGUCACCGUGGGCCCCGCUCAGUGUGCCGACACCCUCCGGACCGCCCUCGCCAUGGGCGCCGACCGCGCCGUCCACGUCGACGCCGGGGCGGCCCCCGUCCUCCCGCUUUCCGUCUCCAAAAUUCUCAGGGCCCUCGUCCAGGUGGAGCAGCCCGGACUCUUGAUUCUGGGCAAGCAGGCUAUUGAUGACGACUGCAACCAAACAGGACAGAUGGUAGCUGGACUGCUGAAAUGGCCACAAGGAACAUUUGCUUCAAAGGUUGUAUUGGACAAGGCAAAACAAGUAGCAACAGUGGAAAGAGAAGUCGAUGGUGGUCUAGAGACUCUUUGUCUAGAUUUGCCUGCAGUAAUCACCACGGACUUGAGGUUAAAUCAGCCAAGAUAUGCAACGCUCCCCAAUAUAAUGAAAGCUAAAUCAAAGGUCAUCAAGAAAUUUACUCCUGAAGAGUUAAAUGUGGAGAUUAAGUCAGAUCUAGAGGUGGUUCAGGUCACUGAACCUCCAAAAAGGAAAGCUGGUGUUAUCGUUUCCUCUGUGGAUGAGCUCGUUGACAAGUUGAAGAAUGAAGCUCGUGUCUUGUAAUGUUUUGGUGAGUGGACAUCAUGACUGAUGGGAGUUCGUUGCUGCAACUGGUUCAGUUUGGCCUCACCUCACAUCGCCACAACGAAAAACCACAGUUGUUCAUGAUGGCAAAGUAGAAAUUUCAAAUAAAUUCUUUGUGUACGUUUUGGUAAUAGUACGAUACCUUAUGGAAUAAAUUAGGGGCACAGAUACUAGUUAAGAUAAAAAUUCAUGUAUCAGACAAGCUGCACCAUCCUAUGGUCACCUGAAAUUAUCUCCACCCACUCCUCCCCACCAACUUCAAUACUUCUUGAAUUGUGAUUCUCCUCCAAUGCAAUAUGUUUCUUGUAGGAUAUCUAGCAACUUGAAUUUCAGCUGAGUUGAUCACCUUCCA